AUGGUGACUCAGGAGAAGAGUGAAGUGAUUCAACCACCAACUGCAGUAGACAAGCAAUUAGAAAGUUACUCAUAUACUAAUUGGGCAGCGAAGAUACAAGAACAGUACCAGAAAAUCAAAGAAAAUGCAGAAACUUACCCCUAUGUUUGGGGUUCCUAUAUUGUUGUAUACGGAGGAUUUGGGCUCUGGUUUACCUAUAGAUGGCGAAGGCUUCGCAAAACUGUGGACCGAGUCCAAGUCCUUCAAGAAAGACUUUGCAAACUUGUGCAAGCUGAAGAGUCGACAAAUAAAUUUGGCAACAUGCCACUGCUUGAAGCAAUCAAGGGUGGACAUGAUCGCGUUGCUUCACUGCUUGUUAAAGGAGUUUUAUUGAACAUUAAAAAUGCCGAUAGCUUUCUUUAUACGGUGAUAGCAAAGGGGGAUUCAAAUUUAUUGCGAAAACUACUGUCAAAUGGUGUUGAUCCAAACACCAAAGACUAUGAUCAUCGAAUGCCACUUCAUGUUGCUGCUACUCAAGGACAAUACUCAAUUGCAAAGUUGCUUUUGGGAGCUGGUGCUUCUGUUUUCUCAAAGGAUCGAUGGGAAAACACUCCAGUUGAUGAAGCAAGAGUAAGUGGAAACAAGCAAAUGAUCAGUCUGUUAGAAGAAGCAAAAUCUGCUCAAUUAUCUGAAUUCCCAGAUGUUCCACAUGAGAAUUCUAUGCAUUGA
Messenger RNA from Capsicum annuum, 708 nucleotides. Its product is annotated as potassium channel SKOR-like. Lineage: Eukaryota; Viridiplantae; Streptophyta; Magnoliopsida; Solanales; Solanaceae. The record is from RefSeq and is a predicted model, not a curated record. Gene Ontology annotation, molecular function: protein binding. The transcript has 3 exons. Bases 1 to 708 code for a protein of 235 amino acids.